CCUUACCGCCCCUCACCUGGGCCAGGUGAGCUGCGGAGCUGCCAAGGCACUUAAAGCAUACAUUGCCACUGUGGGAAAACGUGCUCUAUCGCUAUCUGCUGCUUGUAGCUGGAGGAAUUGGAAGAAAGAGGAGCAGAGGAGAUGCAUCCGUAUAUUGAGACAGCCAGGCUCCAAGUGAAUCUCAGGGCUCCAGGAGUUACGGCUGCCACACCAGAUCGGGCAAUCGGACGGGGAAGCAGCCGUGACAAGCCAUGCUCUGCUGUGCCAGACCAAGGGGGACCACAGGUGGACCGUUUCCUUCAGGAUGCCGAAAGGAAGCCCCUGGCACCCUGCAGCGAGCCAAGCUGCCAGAAAAUCCCCCUCGCUCGCUCGUUCGAACAGCCACCCCGUCCCGCUCGCAGGAAGGCAUGCGGGCGGCACGGCACUGAGCCUGCCCCGGGCAAGCCCGAGCACCCAGCCACACGGGACUCCGCCGCCGCACGGCUUUCGGCCCCGCCGCCCGAGAGUGAAGAUGAGCGAUGAAGACAUUCUGGUGCGUGCAGUACAACUUGGAGAGAAUUUCUGCCUCUAUUUUGAAGAUGAUGAUGGGCUGGAAUGUGACGCCUUUUGUAAGGAAAAGGUUCUCCACCGAGUCCUUCGGAACGUGAGGAGCCAGCUGCUUGUGGUGCGACCAGAUUUAGACAUGGCGGCUUUUGAGGAUGUGACAGAUCAGGAGAUGAAAUCUGGCAGUGGAAUGCACUUCAACGUUCACUACUACAAAACUACCACACCUUCAGCAGGGAUGCCUGUUGCGUUCAGCAUCCAGGUACAAGAUAAAAGCUAUUACAUGUGUUGUGAGAAAGAACAUGGAAAAACCAUCGUGCGAUUUAGGGAAGGAGAAGUUCCCAAAGAAAUUCCUGAUGAAAGUAACGUGAUUUUUUUCAAAAAGACGUUUACAUCUUUUAGCUCCAGAACAUUUAAGUUUGAAUACUCGCUGGAACAAGGAAUGUUCUUGGCCUUUGAGGACGAAGGCUACUUGAGAAAAUUAAUUCUAAAGAAACUGUCACGAGAAGACGAAGUGGAUGAAACCAUGGAAAUAAGUUUACAAGUGAACUCAGAAUGAAAGUUACAACCUAUGACGUACUUCAACAGUCUUAAAUAUGUUUGGGAUUUUCCUCAAAUAAAUCUUACUCUUCAUUCACCUGA
Messenger RNA from Columba livia (rock pigeon), 1185 nucleotides. It is a transcript of the gene IL18, whose product is annotated as interleukin 18. The record is from RefSeq and is a predicted model, not a curated record. Bases 305 to 1102 code for a protein of 265 amino acids. Gene Ontology annotation, molecular function: cytokine activity. Lineage: Eukaryota; Metazoa; Chordata; Aves; Columbiformes; Columbidae. Gene Ontology annotation, biological process: positive regulation of gene expression; immune response; inflammatory response. The transcript is spliced from 8 exons.